AUGUCGAUGAUGAUGAAGACCGGUGGGUCAUUAGCGAUAUGUAUGAUUGCUGUUAGCGUAGGCCUACUUCAACGGGCCAGUGCCGAUGACACAACUACCGCCGCAAGGGACCCAUAUCAGACUUGCGGGGACUCAACAACGUGCACGUGUGAACCCGUCAUAAACGUCCAACCACCUCAAAUGCCUAGUUACGACUGUAGGAAUCUAACAAGUUGGCUUUCAACUACGGCAUCUGGACUGUCAGAGGCAGAAAAAGAUAUUGCAGAGUUGACCACAGAUGUUGGCAAUCUAAGAGGAUCAGUUGAUGAGAUAAAAGCGAGCAGUCCGAAUCCCGGUGCGGGAAAUCACGGGCCACAUGUUGAGUCGGACUUUGUCAACUAUUACGAUGAGAUUAAUUGCACAGGCAACUUGCACAGCCAUAAAUACUGCAAACGGAUGGACCUUUGCCGUACGUAGGAACUGUGGUGCAGGGUCUCGUACAUGUGCCAUGAUUUGUAGCGAUCCGCAACUGAAGGCCCAAGAUUCACAAGUAGCUAGUAUCCCAAUGACGUGCUUCAAAGCUCUUCAUUUAUAUCCGAAUCGGCCACGGUUUGCAAAUGGAUCGCCAGGUUAUGAAAAGUUGGGAUUGAAGACUUUAAGAUAUGAAUGCUCACAGACGAGCUGCGGACCAAACUAUUGCUGUUGCAGAUCUUAAUCGUGAC
Owenia fusiformis is the source of this 701-nucleotide messenger RNA. The record is from the annotation of a GenBank genome assembly. NCBI's taxonomy places the organism in Eukaryota, Metazoa, Annelida, Polychaeta, Sabellida, Oweniidae.